Messenger RNA from Fusarium proliferatum ET1, 4791 nucleotides. Its product is annotated as related to VPS8-vacuolar sorting protein, 134 kD. The transcript is spliced from 3 exons. Lineage: Eukaryota; Fungi; Ascomycota; Sordariomycetes; Hypocreales; Nectriaceae. Gene Ontology annotation, molecular function: protein binding. The coding region runs from base 1 to 4791 and encodes 1596 amino acids. The record is from RefSeq and is a predicted model, not a curated record. Gene Ontology annotation, cellular component: HOPS complex; late endosome. Gene Ontology annotation, biological process: protein targeting to vacuole; endosomal vesicle fusion.
AUGGCCGAUUCAGAAGAUUUGUCGCUCGCGGGAGACGUGGGCUUGGACAAUGGCGACACUAUAAAUAAUGCGCCCACGAUAGCUGGUACUGAUGUGGAUGCUGGUGCUGAUGGUGUUAAUGAUGGUUUACUCGAGGAUAGUGACGGGCCCGACCGUCAUCUUACACCAGUUCCUAUAGGAAACGGAUCCGUUACGAAUAGAUAUCGCGAGAUCAUGCAGCAGCAACAUCAGGAUAGUUCAGACGUGAGCUCCUUGGGUGGAAGCUCUUUGCAUGGUCUACCAAAGCGUGUUGGUAGCCCGAUAGAUUCGGUCUUGUCGGGACCUGACGAUACACCAUCUAUUCAAGGAUCAUUUGUCUCCUCUCCUGGAAGCAGCGUUCUCCCGUCUGUAGCCUCCCGUCCCGGCCUGAGCAGUCCCUCACCAUCUUUCCGACCUUUCGAUCGCCGAUUUCAGUCGCGAAUUUCCUCCUCGGCAAUUAAUACACCUCGCUCGUCGUCUCCGGCAUUUCCUUUUCUUUCCAGCCAUAGCCGUAACGUCUCCUUAAGCUCGCAAUUCCUCCUCGACCAGGCCGAUCUAGAGACACCAACGCCGCCGUGGGAGGUGGUUCGUUGGACAAAGCUACGGAAGCUCAAUGGCCAUGCAUUCUCUGAGGCAGGGAAACGCAACUUUGGUUCCCCAACUUGUCUUGCUGUAUCAGCAACGAUAGUACUUGGAACGUCGAAGGGUAUCAUAUUAGUGUUCGAUUAUAACCAAAAUCUCAAAAUGAUUAUUGGUCCAGGGACAAAAGCUGUCGAAUCUGGGCCAAUCACUGCUAUAGCGAUAUCCGCAGAUCAUACUACAAUCGCAGGAGGACAUGCGAGUGGAAACAUCUUUACCUGGGAUACAGGCCGUGCCUCGAGGCCUUUCCUAACAAUACCACAUUUGGAACCAUCGCAGCUUCAAAAUCGCACGGUAGAUGGACAUGUUCCUGACGUUGCUAUCACUCACCUCGGGUUCUUGGGAACACGCCAUACAGCCCUUGUUUCAGCUGAUAAUAAGGGCAUGGCUUUCUCGCAUCUGGCGACUAGAGGAACCGGUGCACUUGGGCGAACCGUGAAAACUCAUCGGAUUCUUGGUCGAUAUCCGGAUGCGCCAAUGCCUCCAGGGAAGACGGUCAAGCCUAGCACCGUCCUUGCCUUCGCACCUCUACCCCUUGGCAAUGUUGAGUGUUCAACAGACACCCUAGGCUUGACAGCCAUGCUGACACCAUAUCUUCUUGUUAUUGUGUCAACUACACCAGUAGCACAGACUCAACACAAGUCGGCGCGGCCUAAGGAUGUUCCCCCUCAUAGCGCGAUGACAGGCUGUUUGGCAUGGUUCCCAGCAGUGAAACUGAAGGUUCCUGACCCUCAAACUGGCAGCGAUAUUUCGAAGGUGAAGCUUGCGUACUGCUGGUCCAAUAUCUUGACAGUGCUGGAUGUAGACGAGUAUCCCCGUGAAGAUAAGGACCAGCCUGCGUCGUACAGAUUCAAGGCACGAAGCAGGUGGAAGUGCGAAGAAGCGAUUGUUGCUGUGCAAUGGCUCAGCCGUUCAGUACUAGCGGUGCUUACGAUCUCUCAAAGAAUGAUCGUACUUGAAGACAGGAGCAUGCGCAUGACAGAGGGCUUCGAUCUUGUGCAAAAGUACAUAUACCACGCAGACCUGUUCUCAGAGCAGCUGCACACUCUUGUGGAACAGCUUGAUGAAAACGAUUCCUCGAUGCAUGGCGUCGUAGCUGAUGCUUUCUACAUGAGCUUCAAAGCGUACAAGGGGAGGAUAUUUAUCCUUGGCUUCAAUGAAGUUUCAAUUGGCGCAUUGUCAAAUUGGGCCGACAGACUUAUUGCUAUGAUGGAAAAUGGCGACUACCUAGGCGCUAUUCAGCUUGCCACUUCUUACUAUACUGGCGACGCAGACAAGCUCACCGUUGGAUUGCCAGAAGAUCCUUCAUUGCGUCACACCAUGGUUCGUGACAAGAUUAUGGAGAUCAUCAGUGCCUCUUUGAAGUAUGCUUUUGGUCAGCGUCAGAAGGAUCCUGAGAGUUACGACGAUGAGCACAUGAAGCAAUUAGCAGAGACCUGUUUCACAGCUUGUCAAGCCGUCGACAACCAGGACUUCCUCUUCGAGGACAUGUAUGACUGGUACGAAGAUGCUGAUAUUGGAGGCAUAUUUCUCGAGUGUCUCGAACCAUACAUCCUCGAGAAGACCAUCACGAUGGUGCCUCCAACUGUUGUGAAAGAUUUGGUCCAGCACUACGUCAGUCGAGGGUGGGAGAGUAGACUUGAGGAAAUGAUCUGCCACAUGGAGACAGUGACACUGGACCUUGACCAGAUAACAUUACUGUGUAAGCAACACAGCUUAUACGAUGCUCUGAUCUACGUCUGGAAUCAGGCACUUGGUGACUAUAUCACUCCGAUGAUUGAUCUUCUGUCUCUAUUGAUACCCCUCAUGGUUGACGGGGACUUCACGGCAAACAAUCCAGCAGAUGAUUUCUUCAGCAUCAACGCCUUCAAGAUUUUCCCAUAUUUGUCUUAUACACUGACUGGCAGGGUGUAUCCAAACGAUGAAGCGAUGAGUGAAGAGAUGGCAACCAAAGCUAAAUCUGAGAUUUACUGGUUUUUCUUUUCCGGGAGAACUAUUACCUGGCCAAAAGGCAGUGGGAACGAGUUCCGUACCAUCCCCAACUCUGAGUCGCAGCCAUCGUUUCCCUACCUUCGUAUGAUUCUCAAACUGGAUGCCCCUAGCUUUCUGAGCGCGUUGAACGAGGCAUUCGAGGACCCUUUCCUGAAUGACUCCACCGAUCAGCACAUGAACGGCUCUAGGGGAGACAUGCCAGAAGAACAGAUCUUUGGACAAACCAUAAACCGGCAAUAUGUUCUCUCUAUCUUGCUGGAUGUCAUGAAUCCAAACGACUUUGCCCCUGAGGAUACCAUCUACCUCGACAUGUUUAUUGCGCGGAACCUUCCAAAGUUCCCACAAUACCUUCUCUUUUCAGGCACAACACUCUCGCGCGUCUUGACUGGUCUGUGCAAUUAUCCAGGCCUCGACCUAGCUGAGGAUGCACAGCUCAGCGCUGAAUAUUUACUCUCUGUUUAUCAUCCGUCAGACAUGCCUGACUUGAUGCCAUUGUUCAAGAAGGCAGGAUUCUAUCGUAUCCUGAAACGCAUAUACAAGACAGAUAAACAGUAUGGCAAUCUGGUCCAGACGUAUUUUGAGGACCCGGAAGACCAAGAGUUGGUUUUCGACUGCCUCCGCGAAUGCCUGCGACCUCACUCAGGACUGACUGAACGUCAGAUUCAGGAAGUUCUCAGUGUUGUUAAAGAACAUGCACGAAGAUUACUUGAACUUGAUGCCGCAUUAACUGCGAAGACUCUAGCAGAGCAGGGCUUGGAGCUACAUCAGCACAUGAUCGACUCUACCGAGGAUGCAGCAGACCUACAGCACACAUAUCUCAAGACAUUGCUGGAGCCGGGGGAGCCAACAGCAGAUCACAAGUUGGUGGCCGCUCGUGACUUGGUCGAACGUUAUGUGCAGCUCAUGUGUAAAUUUGAGCCGUCUCAUGUAUCUGAUUACGUUGGUCUUGUGCAGUCAACUGACUUGAGGCUCGAAAAGCUGCUGCCGACGAUGGAGGAGACUGGUGUGAUUGAUGCGGCCGUUGUGUUGAUGGCUCGGGAAGGCCAAGUCAAGGACGCUAUGGAACGACUUGUCAAGCAUCUCAAGACCUUGGAGUCCGCAAUGCAUGGACUGUUGACAGGUGCUGAAGAACAGCAUUCAGGACCAAGUCUUGGGUACGCCGCUGAGGAUCUUCUCGAAGCUCUUCAGAAAUAUGUUCAUGUUGGCAUAUGGUUAUGCCAAGGCCAGACCAAAUCAUCGACUAAGAAGUCGAAAUUGGUACAAAAGACUCCAAAAUCGGCAACUGAGGCGCUGUCAUCGGACGAGGCUUUAUGGUUGAGUCUGAUCGAUGCGUGUGUGCAAAUCACCAAGAAAUUGUCACCUGCUCUCAGCGCUGCUGCUGAGCAGAACACGAGUGACGACGAGUUUGAUGAGGAGAAACUCGUGGCUCUUCUUCGCUCGCUGGUUCAGCACACGUUUACGGCGCUGCUUACAACGACAUCCAGCCAGACGACAUCUCUGUCGGGGUCGAAGCUGGUGUCAAAUGCCAGCUCCAACCUGUCUUUUCUGCGCAUUCUCAGGGCGUUCUUGACACAAGCGGCUGCGUCAUCUCCAAACUUGGCAGAUCUUCGAGGAGUACUGGCGUCCAUCUUCUCAGCGUAUGCGUAUGAAGAGUCAAUCCUCAAGCUAUCGAAUCGCCUGUUGGAGCGCAGCCUAUUUGUCAACGUCAAUCAAUCAGUUGAGCUUCGUCAAAGAGGAUGGCGACCAAGAGGAUCAACGUGUGAGGCAUGCAGCCGAAGAGUCUGGGGACCUGGAGUCGCUGGAACAGCAGUGUUUGAGGCGUGGGAGGAUAAACAGGCUAUUGAGGAAAAGAGAAGGAAAGAAAGGCAGGCCAACGCAGCGGAGCGCGCCAAGGGUGAUGAUGGCGAAACGGAACUCAAGGCUAAGGGUAAGGGAGUCGACACGAGGCCGUCGAGCAUGCUCAUCGAGACCAACGCCAACAGCAGCGUGGGCAGUAAUAAGGACAAGCCUAUGGGGCCUUUGGUAGUAUUGGCAUGCCGGCACAUAUAUCACCAGAGCUGCCUGGAUGAGUUGCAGGAAAGGCAGCAGAAUGGAGUGGUAGGUGUUGUUGAGAGAGAGUAUAGAUGCCCUAUUGAUGGGUGA